GUAUAACCAUUCUUCAAUAAAAGUAUCAGUGAAGACCGCAAGUUACACGCGUGACGUCAUCAGAGCGACGGGAUGAGGGUGCCUGAGAAGGCGCUGUGCCUGGCGCUGCUGUGCCUCACGGCCGCAACGGCGCAGUCGCCUGCUGCUGAUCAGGCGUGCGCGACAACGUUUGGGAACAGUGCCGGCACCAGUCAUUGGUGCCCGGGCUCGUGCACGACAUGGCGGAACCAGUCCUACUCCGAGGCAUACGGCAGGGGAUCAGACGUUACAGGGACUUUAAUUUAUGACGGGAGCUCCCCGGUGUGUCUGGCCGCCCUCCACGCCGGCGUCUUGCGGUCCGGGGAGGACAAGGCGGUCGCCUUCACAUCUGCGACGGCCACCGACAGCUUCGUGGGCACAAUCCGUAAUCGCGUUGUGUCGAAAUACAAGGAAGUGCCACCAAAUCAACGAUCGUACAGUUUCAGUGAAAAAUCCUUCCCAACGACGACAGUAAAGAUCAGAUCCCGGGGUUUGACGACACGACGGCAAGAGCCGGAGCAGCGCCACCGAGACGUGGCUCAACGGCUGCGUCGUAGCUUAGGUGGAGCAAUAGCACUAACUUAA
Hyalella azteca is the source of this 603-nucleotide messenger RNA. RefSeq lists its product as uncharacterized. The coding region runs from base 73 to 603 and encodes 176 amino acids. Lineage: Eukaryota; Metazoa; Arthropoda; Malacostraca; Amphipoda; Hyalellidae. The record is from RefSeq and is a predicted model, not a curated record. The transcript has 5 exons.